Molecule: messenger RNA, 370 nt
Organism: Funneliformis mosseae
Lineage: Eukaryota; Fungi; Glomeromycota; Glomeromycetes; Glomerales; Glomeraceae
Source: the annotation of a GenBank genome assembly
AUGACUCUUACGCCUGUUGCAAGGUUUCACAUUGGAUUAAUUAAUCGACGUUGGUAUAAAGAUAUGUUACAAGAAGCCGAUGUGUCAAAUAAUACAUUUGUGGUGGUUUCUUCUUUAAAUAUAUCAACAUUAAAAGCAGUUUCUUUGCCAACCCAGUUUUUAUGUUCAACAAAUGGGUCUGAUGUUCAAGUUGAAGGGCUUGCUGCAGUAGAUAAUGAAAUAUCUAAAUCCAUCUCAAAAAAACAUAAGUUUGGCGAACUUUGGGGAUUAGGAAGGAAAGUGAUGGUUGACGCAAUUGAAGAUGAUAAUGAGGAAAAUUAUCGCGAACUUCUUAGAGUUUUUUUAUCGAUUCAAAAAAAGUCACAACAAA